UGACGGCGAAAACCAGCUGCUUCAAUUUCGUUAACACAGGAAUUGUGGGCUGAAAAUAAGUAAAAUAAGGCUGGAUUCUUCUUGUUAUGUUUAAAGAAACUAUAUUAAAACUUACGUGUACCUGCUUCGAAAACGGCUUGAUGCUUACACUUAGACUGAAUAACUGAAAAGAUGUCUUUUCAGACGGUUUUAGCCUUUAUAUUUACAGUUCUAGCCUCAGUUUCCAUUGUAGCUGUGAUAAUUUUGCUAGGCUGGUUCCUCAUCUGGAAGGCGUUUUUAUCGAAAUUCCGCCUUGUACGAGAAUUACUCGGCCAAGGCAACGGUGACGAAUUCCAGCCUCUAGAACAACAACCACAUAUAAGAGCGAAAAAAGUUCGUCGUGAAUAGAUAAUACUCGCAAGCAAUAAUACUUUUAAGCAAUUAAAAUCAUUAGUUAGAAAAUAGGAAAAAUAGUUAAUAGUUACUACUAAUCAACUGACUAUAGUAAAAAUUAAAAACUAAACAGCGGAUCUUGUAAUAUUGUAUCGCCGACAUGAAUAUCCGUUGUGCGAAGCCCGAUGACUUAAUGAGUAUGCAGCAUUGCAAUUUACUCUGUCUGCCUGAAAAUUAUCAAAUGAAAUACUAUUUUUAUCAUGGCCUAACAUGGCCACAACUUAGUUAUGUUGCCGAAGAUGAUAAAGGAAAUAUUGUUGGUUAUGUUCUUGCAAAAAUGGAGGAGCCAGAACCUGGUGAGGAAAGUAAACAUGGUCACAUUACCUCAUUGGCGGUGAAAAGGUCAUAUCGUCGUCUGGGAUUGGCGCAGAAGCUAAUGAAUCAAGCAUCCCAAGCGAUGGUAGAAUGCUUCGAUGCACAGUAUGUUUCUUUGCAUGUUCGUAAAAGUAAUCGUGCAGCUCUCAAUCUCUACACCGAUUCUUUAAAAUUCAAAAUAAUCGAAAUCGAACCGAAAUAUUAUGCAGACGGUGAAGAUGCUUAUGCCAUGCGGCGUGAUCUUAGCGAAUUUUCCAAAAAAGAAAAUUCCGAUGAGAACGCACAUGAAAAUAAGGCUAGUACUGCAGACGGCGCUGACAGGGAUAAGAUUAACUACAGGCAAGCAGUGUCGCAUGAUCACAGCGGCCAUGACGGUCAUUGCUGUUGAGGUGGAGAAAUAGUAUGGUGUUCUUAUGAAAAUUGGGUAUAAUUUUAUAAUUUGUAUAUGUAUUUGGAAAUUAUUUCGUAUCUUAAUAAAUUGUGAAUUAAUCCUUGAUGGAUUUUGUGCUACCAAAUAAGCUAA
Molecule: messenger RNA, 1270 nt
Organism: Rhagoletis pomonella (apple maggot)
Lineage: Eukaryota; Metazoa; Arthropoda; Insecta; Diptera; Tephritidae
Product: small integral membrane protein 13
Exons: 2
Coding region: 172-387 (71 amino acids)
Source: RefSeq, a predicted model, not a curated record